This is a messenger RNA of Oryza brachyantha (malo sina), 757 nucleotides long. RefSeq lists its product as uncharacterized. The coding region runs from base 116 to 646 and encodes 176 amino acids. NCBI's taxonomy places the organism in Eukaryota, Viridiplantae, Streptophyta, Magnoliopsida, Poales, Poaceae. The record is from RefSeq and is a predicted model, not a curated record. The transcript has a single exon.
ACACCAGUAGUCUCUCUUUCUCUCUCUCUCUCUCGCUUCGUCGCGGAGCUGCAAGUCACGGUCUCGUGCGCCACCGGCUCUCCUCUCGACGGCGACGCCGCCGUGGGAUCGGUCGAUGGCCAAGGCGCGGAAGCCUCCGCAGGGGGCGUUCGCGGCGGCGGAGAGGUUCCUCGGGUUCCACGGCCACCACCGCGGCGGCUCCGUGGCGCCGGCGUACGGCGACGACGACCUGCCCGACCUGGCCGAGGCUGACGUCUGGUACUCGCCGCCCUCAGAGGGGCCCGCGGAUCGGCGAGGUGGGGGGCUGGAGAUCGGCGGCGGCGGGACGACGCGGAAGGUGGGCGGGCUGAGCCGCGCGUUCGCGGACGGGCGGCAGGUGAUGAUGGCGGCGGCGUCGGCGCCGGUCCAGGUCCCCGCCUGGCCCGGCCGCUACGCCGACCCCGACCCGGCGGCCUACGCCGAGGAGAAGCGCCGCGAGGCCGAGGCCGAGGCCAACGACGGCGACGGGUGGGUGCCGCCCCACGUGUACCUGGCGCGGCGGCAGGCGAGGUCGUCGGUGGUGGAGGGCGUCGGCCGGACGCUCAAGGGCCGCGACGCCUCCCGCGUCCGCGACGCCGUCUGGAGCCGAACCGGCUUCGACGGCUAGCUGAGCUGAGCCAAUUUAGAGGAUUUAAUUUCUUCGAUUUCUAAUUUUUUUCCCCUCCUCUCCUUCUCUCACUCCUUUUUUUUUGAAAAAAUUUUGUAAUAUGAAUUUUAU